AGACAGAGAGGCGGUGCGCCUGCAGCCACGCUUUUCCCUGUUGCAGCGCGACAACAGUGCACGCCUUCAAACUUCUCCUGACAAGCCGAACGUGAGCAGCGAUGUCACAUGAGAGCAUUUGUUUGUUUUCUGUGUUUUUUGUUUUUAAUUCAGCGUGUUUAUCGACUAUAUUUACGCAAGUUUCCGGCGUAAACGCUUUCAGCCAUUAUCUAUCCACGUUGAUUGAGUGGAAGGACUUCUGACUUUCACCCUCAAAACAAGACCACUGCUCUUAAUUUGGCAGCCAUCGGGCAAAACUCCUAGAUGCUUCCUCCUCAGUAUUCUGCCGCCGUCUGUAGCAAAGUUUACUGAGCUGAAGAGGCGGCAACAGUUGUAGAGACAAAGUGGAAGACUCACAGACUGAUGCAGUGCGAGUUACAGUGAAGAGUAUGACUUAAGUCAGGUGCUACAGGUGUUGUUAUUGUGGUGGGAACUUCCUGCCAUUAUCCUUAAAUGACACAAUCACUCUUUGCUGACAUUGUACCAUAUGGUUUGGCAAGCUUUUAUUUUGUCUAAAAACAAGCAGUUGAGACUGUGGGAUGAAAGUGCAAAGAAAGCAAAAAAAUGAUCAUGCUGAAGAAUGAACACCUGGUCUAUAUUGGCCUGGAGCUGGUGAUCGCCUGCCUGUCUGUGGCUGGGAACGUCCUGGUCUGCUGGGCCGUCUGCCUCAACUCCAACCUGCAGAGCAUCACCAACUUCUUUGUGAUGUCACUGGCAGUGGCUGAUAUCGCUGUGGGGCUGCUGGCAAUUCCCUUCGCUAUCACUAUCAGUACUGGCUUCUGUGCCAACUUUUUUGGCUGCCUCUUCAUCGCCUGCUUCGUCCUCAUCCUCACUCAGAGCUCCAUCUUCAGCCUUCUGGCCAUUGCUGUAGACCGCUACAUCGCUAUCAAGAACCCACUCAGGUAUAACAGCCUGGUCACGGGAAAAAGAGCAAAAGGCAUCAUCGCAUUGUGUUGGGUUCUCUCGGUGGGAAUCGGCCUGACACCAAUGCUGGGCUGGAACCAAGGUUGGAACGCCACCGCCACAGCCAGCAGCAGCUGCCCUGAAGGCUUGACUGAGUGCCUGUUUGAAGAAGUGGUAACCCUGGACUACAUGGUCUAUUUCAAUUUCUUUGGCUGUGUGCUACUGCCCCUGGUGGUCAUGCUGGUCAUCUAUGUCAAUAUUUUCAUGGCUGCUCGGCGCCAGCUUCGCCUGAUUGGGCUCAAAGUUGCACAAGCACCUGCUCCUGGAGGAAUAACCACAUCGUCCAACUCAUCUCGUUCAACCUUGCAGAAGGAAGUGCAUGCAGCCAAAUCGCUGGCCAUCAUUGUAGGUUUGUUUGCUCUGUGCUGGCUUCCGUUGCACAUCAUCAACUGUUUUAACCACCUGUGUCCGGACUGUGGGCGCGCAGAUAUCUGGGUGAUGAACAUCGCCAUCAUCCUCUCCCAUGCUAACUCUGUUGUGAAUCCUUUCAUCUACGCUUAUCGUAUUCGGGAGUUCAGGCGGACCUUUCGGAGGAUCCUGUACCAGCACAUCCUUGGGCAGAGGGAUGGACGUGGGUUUGGGGGUAGGGACGGCAGAGGUGUUGGGAGCAGCAGCAUCAGGCAGACUUCCCUCUGUGCCAGUAAAGAGGGUUUGUCAUGUGGCACAGUAGUGAAUAGCUACGUUCUGGACCCCAGUCCUGACCGAACUCCACCAAAAGCUGCUCAUGAAGCCUCUCGCAUUUGGACAUCAAAGUUAGACACCGCACCAAGCAGCUACAUACCCAAUGGACACCAAAUAAAAGGUAGCGCUCUUUCUGCAACGCAGCAGCAGCAGCAGCCAUGCAUCAUGGGAUUUGCUGCUCAAGAUGGAGCCGAGUCGGUUACAUAUCUGAGGGGAGCAACAGAUGUUUUGGAGGCAAAGGACAGUGGAAGCUGCAUUGCUUUUGUUAAUGUUCAGGCUUUCUCCCUAAACCAGACUGACUGUGUCCACUCAACAGAGCUUACAGAGGUCUCAUGACAAAGAUAUUUAGCUAUUUAAAUAUAUUUCUAUAAAACAAAUAACAGUGUGCCAACAUGAAAAUGGAUUAACAAAGCCUCUGCAAAUCAACAGAAAGUCUGUUUUUGUUUUUGUUUUUUUAUGUCAAAUUAAUUGUCAAGGGAAAUCUUGGUGUGCUUUACUACUGGUUCUUUAAACUAUCUCUGGGUUGGAUCACAUUUACUAGCAUGCAAACCAUACCACAGGAUAAGACAUGACACAACUUUGUCAGUUCAUACCGAAAUUAAUUUUGUGUCCUCAGACAGCUCUGCUCAAGAAGUUCACACACAUAUAAGACAUGCAGUUACACAAACAGUACAUACCCAUAAAAGCACACCAAACAGUCACGGCCAUGGAACACAUCACAUAAUAUCCUCAAAAGCAGAUUUUGAUCAGCAGCACACUGGUUUGGUUUUGCAACAGAAUCGACUGAUUAAAAACCAGAUUUUCAGCCUGUUGUGUUUGAAUGUAGGGACUCUGAAUUGCCUGGGGGGCAGAAGUUUGUAUCCUCUGUUUAGAACAUGCGAGAGUCUGAGCAUGUGAAUGUUAAAACUGGCUUACAUUUUCUUGACAUACAGUACAAUAACAUCUAUGACAGGGUUUUUUUUUAUAUAUACAAAUGUCCCUUUAUGUCAGGUUCUAUGCCUUUUAAACAAUGUGCAUUUUUAUGUGCAGAAAACAAUGCUUUAUCAAGUGUAUUGUAUCUUGCAAUGCGUUUUAAGACACUUUAAACUCUUACAUUUUUAACAGCUUUUUUGAUAAUGUUGCACCAGGUCACCUUUUGUAAUGGUCAUCUGUAUUGUUUUUCUUACUGGAGAAUUAAAAGUCUUAAAUACUUA
Molecule: messenger RNA, 2876 nt
Organism: Plectropomus leopardus (leopard coralgrouper)
Lineage: Eukaryota; Metazoa; Chordata; Actinopteri; Perciformes; Serranidae
Product: adenosine receptor A2b-like
Biological process (GO): adenylate cyclase-activating G protein-coupled receptor signaling pathway; G protein-coupled adenosine receptor signaling pathway
Cellular component (GO): plasma membrane
Molecular function (GO): G protein-coupled adenosine receptor activity
Source: RefSeq, a predicted model, not a curated record